Messenger RNA from Thunnus maccoyii (southern bluefin tuna), 1848 nucleotides. RefSeq lists its product as uncharacterized. Lineage: Eukaryota; Metazoa; Chordata; Actinopteri; Scombriformes; Scombridae. The coding region runs from base 166 to 1254 and encodes 362 amino acids. The transcript is spliced from 10 exons. The record is from RefSeq and is a predicted model, not a curated record.
UUUUACAUUUGCGAACGUAUAACCUAGCUGUAAAGUUUAAAAUACGAUCUGAAACAGUCGUAUUUUCCCUGUUUAAUUAACAGCUGAGUCAAUAAAUGUACCUGCUGUGACGGCUGAUAAUCGUCAAUAAUCUAUCAAGUGAUUCGAUCAGUUUAAAGGUCAAUCAUGUCAGUUUUAUUGAAGGAAAUAAAACGCAUCAGGCCAGAAGCAGCCCCAGUAUUGGAGAGGGCAGGUUAUCACACUGACUCAGAGAUCCAGUCACUGACCAGAGAAGACCUGCAUGAGCUGUUUCCUGGAUGUCAGAAACUCAAACUGAGAAAGACCGUCUUUGAAAUAAUACACAAACAGAAGCGAACUGAUGUCCUCCUAAAAGAACUGAAAGAUUUCAUCCCUCAUGACUCUUUGAGAGCUGCUCUAAAUAGUAAUGGGGUCCUGGUUGAUUACCUCCCUAUCCUGAAGGAGAUGAAGACCCAACUGGAAAAUGUCCAGAACUUCCUAGAAGCUCAUAUUGGUCUACUGGAGGAAUUCACCAAAAAUCAAAACCAGAAACCAGACAAUGGCUCUUUGAGAGAUAUAAGUACCUCAGGUAGCAGUGGUCCUAUGGUGCUCUAUGGUUGCCAAACUACGGGCCCUCCACCAGGAGCCCAAGGCACAGAUACUUCACAAGGAGCACAAGGAGAGUGCUUUACCUCGAUUUCUCCACAGGACUAUCAGGAAGAUUUUCCUUCUGUAGCCAAAGUGAUGUACCAGAAGAUCGUCAGUGGGAAAAACUUUGAUGCUGACGCACAGUUGCUGGCCAAAGUGAAGGCUCAAGUUCCAUAUGGGGUUCAGCUUAUUGAGAGCGAUCAGGACAGCGAGAUCAUAAUUGUCUUCUGUACAAUCAGUUCACGAGUUGGAACAGAUGUGGAGGCAGCCAUGUCUAAGGUUAAAGAUAAUAAACCUGUCAUCCUGGUGUUGAUGCACCACUCACAUGAGGCCAAGAACACAUCUCCUAGAAUAUUGACUGAAUAUCCUCAACUUGUGUUGAAGGUCAGCGUUUUCUUCCAUGAUACUGUGCAUGGAUUACUGAAGUGUCAUCAGAACGAUAACGCUGCCUCUAUGAUACAAAACAAAUUACUUGAGUACAGCAUUCAGGGAAGGAAGGACACCCGUGGAAAUGCUCUGGGUGGUGGUGGUCGUGACAGUGGUGCGACUGCUCCAGCAACUGAUGGUGGUGGCAGUUCUAUAUUCAGUUUUUUAACUGGCAGAAAGUAGAAUUGGCAGUGUUGGUGGUUAUGGUGUUAUCAUUACAGUUAUCACAAGUAAAAUAAUAUGUAAUGGGUUGUAUAAACAGCAAGAAUUUAAAUAUAUAUAUAUAUGUACAGCAACAAAAUUGAUUGAUUUAUAGGUACGGCAAGUGAACUUCAUGUACAGCACAUUUCACAUUUGCUUAACAGAUAGUUCUCUGCAUGUUUACUGAUGUUGAAUUUGUAAUGUUAACUUCAUGUAUUUUAUGUGUGGCUUUUUACAUGUAACCAGUCAGCACUUUGUAUAAAACUGUGUAAGAAUAUCAGUCAGCUUUUAUUCUUUUUAGUUUAAAUUUCUAUAUAAUAAGAUUUGAAUAUACCGUAAGUGAUUGAAGAGUUCAAAGGCUACAAAGCUUUGUGUAUUGAUCAGUAAAUAAAUAUGGAUGACUAAUACAUGACUUUCAGGUUGGCGAAUAGCAUAUAUAUAUUUUUUGUUGCUCUGAAGCAUUUAUGAGCAUUUUUGCUUUAGCCACUUAGAUUUUAAGUUAUUGUCUCGGAAUGUGUAUAAGAUUUGAUGACUAAUAAAAGGGAUACUUUCAAUAAACUUAAUGUGUGAGUGUAA